AUGUCGACCAUCACAAGAACCCUCACCAACUUGUGGCGAGUAGGAAUAAAGGACUACUUCCACCAACUCCAAAAUAUCGGCGACACGAAAGCUGGUACCUUAAUCGGCGUUGACCGUUUUGGCAAUAAAUAUUUCGAGAACAACGAAGAACUGCCUCUACGGACCAGAUGGGUGGACUACAAGAGCUCCGACUUCGACGCGGGCCAGAUUGAGCCCGGCUGGCACGCCUGGAUGGCCUAUACCGUCGACAAGCCGCCUUCACAAGACCCGCUACUUGCAUACAAAAAGAGAGUAUGGGAAGAUACCGACGCGAAAACUAUUCCUAACUACACUGCAACACGGGGAGCAUACAAGCCGUAUAGCACAUCAAAGUCGAAGAUUACAAUGUGGGAGCCUACCACCGUCGAGAGGAAAUAA
This is a messenger RNA of Daldinia childiae, 417 nucleotides long. RefSeq names its product NADH dehydrogenase [ubiquinone] 1 alpha subcomplex subunit 12. The transcript has 7 exons. Gene Ontology annotation, biological process: response to oxidative stress; mitochondrial respiratory chain complex I assembly. The record is from RefSeq and is a predicted model, not a curated record. Gene Ontology annotation, cellular component: membrane. Bases 1 to 417 code for a protein of 138 amino acids. Lineage: Eukaryota; Fungi; Ascomycota; Sordariomycetes; Xylariales; Hypoxylaceae.